This is a messenger RNA of Ostertagia ostertagi, 735 nucleotides long. Lineage: Eukaryota; Metazoa; Nematoda; Chromadorea; Rhabditida; Trichostrongylidae. The record is from the annotation of a GenBank genome assembly.
AUGCAUAGCUGUACUCAAUAUAAAGCACUUAAUGAUGACAGUAAUAAAACCACGCAUAUGUACAUGUUCACUUUACAUGGGUUGGGUAUACUAACGCCUGACGAGCUUGUAUCGAUGGGUUUAGAGACAGCACAUGCUUAUUGCAUCUACUCUACCUUAAAGGCCAGGAAGAAGAAUACAUGCGAAAGCUCCAGCAAGUCUAUCCAAUCUUCUGGAGGGAUAAAUAUUUAUGUCGCGCAAAUGGCCAACAUCGGUGGAGAGCUUGUCUACAAAAUGGUGCACCUUCGUCAGAGAACAAAAGAGGAGUUAUACAGUGCACUGAGAAAUUGUAACGCGAUCCGGAAGAGUGACAGAACACGCAUGUUUUACGUCGGUCCUGCAGGCAUUAAAGUGGAAAUGUCGGACGAGGCGCUUCGUGGUGGCAUUGUGUCGAAGUUGGCUGAAGACGGCUACCGGGCGACCUCGUUAGCUGGCGCAGUUGAUCUGAAAGGAGAAAGUGUACACGAAAUACAGAUCAGGCGCACGACAGUUGCUCUGAUUUCUGCAACCGAUAUCCAAAAUCUUAAGUCCGCUCCUCAAAAAAUUCCAGCUCGAUACCACGUUCACACACCGCGCGUGAAGGGUGUCGCCCGCAACUACGUUGCCCUCAUCUCCCAUCAACAGGACCUUUUCGACCUACAGCGGUGCAAGCCUCUCGGGAAUCCUGGAGAGGCGAAGAAUCUUUGUCAACCCUAA